This is a messenger RNA of Debaryomyces hansenii CBS767, 2514 nucleotides long. RefSeq lists its product as uncharacterized. NCBI's taxonomy places the organism in Eukaryota, Fungi, Ascomycota, Pichiomycetes, Serinales, Debaryomycetaceae. Bases 1 to 2514 code for a protein of 837 amino acids. The record is from RefSeq and is a predicted model, not a curated record. The transcript has a single exon.
AUGGGCAUGGGUUCGACAACCAUAGAUCUAUCGGUUGACUAUGAUACACAAUGUGGUGAAUCGCUAUAUAAAUUGUGGAAAAUUACCAACAACCAAAUACGCUGUCCGAAGAUUUCAUCGACUGAGCGGUUGAGUAAUCGGUCGUGGAGAAUGUUAAACCAAAAAGUGUUGUUGAAUAAUGAAGCCAAUAGCGAUGUGAUGAAGGACUUGUAUGUUGACUCUUUGUCAGACUUGAAACCGAAACUGUCGCAAUUCUUGUCGAGCAGGCCGUCAUUAUUUCUGAAUACGUCUAAAAGUACAUUGUUCUCCCACAGCUCGAAGAAUAGCUCUGUGGGCGAAAAGAAUGAAAUUGAGGAGAUAGAGAAUGGAUCUGAAGAUGUAUCGGACAUUUCGGAUAUAUCUGACAUAUUGGAAGAGGAUGACUAUGCGUCGAGCGAUAGCGACGAACAGGAUAAAAAAGUCAACGAAUCCAACAUACAGAAGAUAAAUACAUAUGAUCAACCAGAACCUAAUUUUGCAUUUGGUUACUUUCCGCCCCAGUUAGAUAUACAAAAUAAGGAAGCAGAAAUCAAGCCGCCUUUAAAUAGAUCCAAGACUUCAUUUGUGCGAGGCUUUUCCCCAAAUCAUAUUUCUGUUGCGUCGCUGUGCUCUAAAAGCAAGGAAUCUUUAUCAUUACUGGCAAAGAAGGAUAUCAAUGCAGACGGUGUCGAUGAAAAUAUGUGUCGAACUAAUAGAAAUAUCUUCUACAUUGCCAACUCACCAUCCCCUCCGGAGAAUAAUGAUACCAAUCGUAACAGUAUUAAUAGUAAUCGCAAUGGAAGCCAUAAGCCAGUUAACGAAUCAAGCCCUCUACUCUCAAAAACGGGAGGAUCGUUUGACAACGUAUCGCCUUCUAAAAUCAAGAGGCAGGAUUCGUUGUUUAACAACCUACAGGAACAGAAUAAUCAGGUCAAUUCGAACGAUGACGAUUAUUUGUCAACUGAUAUUUCUGAGGAAGACGAUGAUGAUAGUCUGGAUGAAGAUCAACUGGAUGUAGAAAAUGAUGCAAAGAAUACAAUUUGCGAAAGUACAUCCAAUAAUAACCCUUUCUCGGAUGAUUUUGAUGACCAGCCUGGAAAUAUGAAUGAAUCACCGGAUACUGCUGCUAAGAAGAAGUCACAAACUCAUGAUUCGGAUAUGAUCAUCAAAGAUCAUGGAAAGAGUAAUGAUAAUGAUAGUGAAUGGCUUUCUAUUUCAUCCGAAGACGAGAAAAAUUAUGAGCCUAUCCCACACGAGAAACUCGUUUUUGACAAGAGGCUAAAUCCAAUGUCGAAUAAUUCUUCCAUGUCUACAGAUAUAAUUCCUAUACAAGAUAAUGAGAAACGAGGUUCGUCUCCACCAAUCAGUAAACCAAGAUCGUUAUUGUCCAGUUUAUUCUUAAAUGAAAUGGCAUCAUCGUCAUCAACAUCUCUGUUUAGUACAACAAACGCGAAGCCUUUAUUAAAAAGGUCAUCUACGACGGGAAUCAUAACAAUAGAUCAGACAAAUCAUGGCUCUAAUAAGGGUAACUCGAAUAAGAAAUCGAAUAAAAUCAACCGACCAUCUAUUUUAUUUUCAAGAAAACAUACAUCAUUGACAGAUAUUUCUAAAAACUAUCCUCAUUACCAGAAUGAUUUGGUUCAAAAACAUAUCUUGAAUGAUUACACGAACGAUCAAGAUAACGAAGAUAACGAAGAUGAUUUCUCAGGAAAGCAGAAAUCAAUUGUUGGAGUUUCUGAUUUUAAUGUCACGACUAAAGCUACCGAUAUUAGUAAUACUAAUAGUAUCAAUAACGAUAAUUCCAAUACUAAGGUUAAUGAUAACGAACAUAAUGACAAUAUAACAUUAGCGUCUAGCUUGAACAAAUACUCAGAUUCUCUCUCAAACAAUUCGAUUAAGAGUCUCCUAUCUAGAAGCUCACUAAAUCUAAGUCAACUUUUUAACUCCAAGAACAAACUGAAAAAGGACCUUAAUGUGAGUACAGAAAAACAAGAGUCACUUAAACCUACAUCACGUAAUCCGGGCUCGUCACAAGGUCUGGAUUGCUCCAAGUCAUUAUCACCAUCGCUCUUGCCUAUGUCCCCUAAUUCAAGAACGGCUUCGACACAAAAACAGAAGCUAGAUCCAUACUUUAAAGAUCGUGCUGGGGUUAAUUCUAAUUCUAAUUUUAAUUCUACAACAAGUGCCGUUACCAACCCGGACCCUAAUCUUAAGGUCGACCCUCAUCCAAUUGCGAAAUCCGAAUCAAACCUAACCACAAAUUCAGAGGACAACAUAAAUGUCAAUAAUCCAAGGUCAAUAAAGUUGUCCCCAAAAUCAACCAGAAGAUCUAUGCUUUCAACGGAAUUAAGUAAGUCUCUAAAGGAGUCCAUCUUAAUUGAUUAUAAAUUGGGUAAAAUCCCAUUGCCAUUGAAAGUCAUCAACGAUGGGGAUUUUGUAAAUAAAAAUUCAGAUACAAGUGAAUGCUUAGAUGAUUAUCACUUAAGAGGUUGGUAA